AUGAUUGAUCUUCUUCAUUCAGUUCUUGAAGCAACAGAAUAUCUUUCAGGUAGCUCAUAUCCAAUGAUCUCUAAUGUUCAUUUGACUGUUAGCAGACUUAUUCAGCAAUUUGAUCAUUUUAUUGAUGAUAGGUCACAUUUGGAUGAAGAGUAUAUAUUUGCAGACUUUAUACAUUACAAAUUAAAUAAAUACUGGUCUCUUCUUGAUGAAAAAAUUAUAGUAGCUGCAAUUCUUGACCCGUCAUCAAAAAUUAAAACAUUUUUACCUAGAAAAAAAAGAACUGUAGCUAUUACCAGUUUGCGUCAAGAAAUACUUUGUUAUAAGCCAUUAACCUCAGUAGAAAAUAUCAACUUGAUUGUCUCUAAAAAUAAAAAAGCAUAUUUUAAAUCCUUUUUUUUAGAAGAACAAGAAACUAAACAACUACUAGAAGAAGAAUUAGAUUUAUACUUAUCUUUGCCUACAUGCCAAACUAAUCUGUUUAGUUGA
Molecule: messenger RNA, 486 nt
Organism: Racocetra persica
Lineage: Eukaryota; Fungi; Glomeromycota; Glomeromycetes; Diversisporales; Gigasporaceae
Source: the annotation of a GenBank genome assembly